Nicotiana attenuata is the source of this 984-nucleotide messenger RNA. RefSeq names its product protein DCL, chloroplastic-like. Gene Ontology annotation, cellular component: chloroplast. The transcript has 2 exons. Gene Ontology annotation, biological process: chloroplast rRNA processing; chloroplast organization. Lineage: Eukaryota; Viridiplantae; Streptophyta; Magnoliopsida; Solanales; Solanaceae. The record is from RefSeq and is a predicted model, not a curated record. Bases 97 to 744 code for a protein of 215 amino acids.
AAGUUGUUAAGUCGGGUAAAAAGAACCCGCUAUUUUAAUGUAAAGAAAGAGUUAGGGUUUCUUUUCCCAAAAAAUUUUAAGUCGAGCAGCUCAGCCAUGGCGGAAACUGAACCUCAAGCCUCCGAAACCGUAUCACAGACCGGGAAAGAAGAAACCUCUGCACAGAAAAUGGACGUGGAAGCUCAAGCCGCCGAUGAUGCGGCUGAGAACGGCGGCUCGAAGCGUCUAAGGGAGGAGGGAGACGAGCUAGAGGUGAAUGGAGAGAAUGGAGACGCCACGAAGAAGCCGAAAGUCGACAACUCCGGCGAAGAAGAAAAGAAAGAUGGGUCGGAUCCUGUUAGCGUGGGUCCGAAGAGCUUUGGGUCGUCUGUGGAGAUGUUUGAUUACUUUUACAAACUCCUCCAUUCCUGGACUCCCAAUCUCAAUCUCAACAAGUAUGAGCAGAUAGUCCUACUUGACUUACUUAAGAAGGGCCAUUCAGAACCAGAGAAGAAGAUUGGUACAGGAGUUCGCGCUUUCCAAAUCCGAUUUCAUCCACAGUUCAAAAGUCGCUGCUUCUUUGUUAUUAGGGAGGAUGAUUCUGUGGAUGAUUUUAGCUUUAGGAAGUGUGUAGAUCAGAUACAACCCCUUCCAGUGAACAUGCAAGUAAAACAUUAUGCUAACGGUGGAAAAGGUGGUGGUGGUGGAGGAAGAGGAGGUGGAUAUGGGCGUGGCCGUGGAAGAGGAGGGAGGUCAAGAUACUAAACAAGCUGACAAUAGAGUGCCAAAUUCUUCUGAUCAGUCUUGUUAAGUGCUGUUUAAAAUCCAAAUUUUGGUUUGUUACAUCUAUAUUCCCGCAGUUUUGCCGUAAUGUUUUUUGCUUGGUAAAGUCUCAUGCCUGUAAGAACUACAUGAAAUAACAUUUUAUUGGCAGUAUCACCUAUUAUCUUACCAAAAGUUGGUUAAAUUUUGUUAAAUAUGAGAAGCCUUCUGAUUGUUGUCUGA